CCAGCCCGCGGUCGCACAGUCUCCCCACGCUUCCUCGGCCCUGCCGGGCGCACUUGGCUUGGCUUCCCCUUGAGCUGCCCCAGCGCCCGUGGGGCUGGCCAGGGUCCCGGACAGGCUGGGCCCUGUCCCAGGGCAGAGUGAAGACUGCUUGGGAGGAUGAGGGUCCGGUCCUCAGGACAGAAACUCCCCUGCCCCUGGUGAUGGCCGGAGCAGAAUGCCAGGGACGGGAGUAAAGACGCCGGCACGGGCUCUCGAAAGGCCUCAGCCCUGGGGUCAGGAAGCCCGGCCGGCGCUGGACCCGGGACCCACCCUUCUGCUGUCUACUCACUGACCAGUAGGGAGAUAAGACCGUGGGGUGGGGGGUGGGGGGAGAGGCAGCUGGAAGCAGCAAAGGAGCUGUUGGAGUGGAGAGAAAAAGAUGGUAGCCCCGGAAUGGCCACCUUCACGGGGGUGCCUUGUGCCAUCUUCAGAUGGGCAGAGCCAAGUCUGGAAGUCGGGGCUUUGCUGACAUGGACCCAAAUCCGCGGGCGGCCCUGGAGCGCCAGCAGCUCCGCCUGCGGGAGCGGCAGAAAUUCUUCGAGGACAUCUUACAGCCGGAGACAGAGUUUGUCUUCCCUCUGUCCCACCUGCAUCUCGAGUCCCAGAGACCCCCCAUAGGCAGUAUCUCAUCCAUGGAAGUGAACGUGGACACACUGGAGCAAGUGGAACUCAUCGACCUUGGCGAUCAGGACGGAGCAGACGUGUUCUUGCCUUGUGAAGACCCUCCGCCGACCCCCCAAACGGCAGGGGUGGACGACCAUCCAGUGGAGCUGAGCCUGCCAGUGCCCGCGGCAGACAGGCCCACAUCCCGGACCUCCUCCACGUCUUCCGACUCCUCCACCAACCCGCGCAGCCCAAAUCCAAGUGACGGCGGGGCAGACACGCCCUUGGCACAGUCCGACGAGGAAGAGGAUGGAGGCGAUGCGGGGGCAGAGCCUGGAACCUGCAGCUAGCACUGGGCCCGUCCGACAGACUGACUGAGCUGGCUCUGCUUCAUCGGAGGUCCUGGGCCCAGCCGGAGCUCCCCGGGGGAAGAACCAGACUCUACUUGCAGUAGGCACGAGAAGGAGGGCAGGAUGGCGUGGCCCUCUGAGAAUUAACCCGCUCCUGCUUUUCUGCUAAUCAGUUCCCGCUGCAGCCCUCCCGCCGGUUUUUGGGUUACUCUGAGGUAGGUCUUGCAAGUGAGGAGACACAAGAUGACAUAGGACAGGAUGCCACUGCCUUUCUCAGCACUGCUCCCUCCCCCAGACUUUCCCGUAGUUUUCUCCUAGAAUCUUCUAAACCAGUGUCUAAUGGACGUGCACUCCUCAGUACUGUAAGUGAGGUGGCGCUCCAGCCCUCUGCCUCCUUACGUCCUUUUUGGAACAGGGCACGGUAUAAAUAAUAAAACAAAUAACAGCCUA
This is a messenger RNA of Oryctolagus cuniculus (rabbit), 1442 nucleotides long. It is a transcript of the gene DBNDD2, whose product is annotated as dysbindin domain containing 2. NCBI's taxonomy places the organism in Eukaryota, Metazoa, Chordata, Mammalia, Lagomorpha, Leporidae. The record is from RefSeq and is a predicted model, not a curated record. Gene Ontology annotation, biological process: negative regulation of protein kinase activity. Gene Ontology annotation, cellular component: cytoplasm.